This is a messenger RNA of Lasiodiplodia theobromae, 597 nucleotides long. Its product is annotated as Acid protease. The transcript is spliced from 2 exons. The record is from RefSeq and is a predicted model, not a curated record. Lineage: Eukaryota; Fungi; Ascomycota; Dothideomycetes; Botryosphaeriales; Botryosphaeriaceae. Bases 1 to 597 code for a protein of 198 amino acids.
AUGCGUGCCUGUCAACUUUUGCCCGCGCUCCACGUCAAGACAUUCGCCUUCAUCCUAUUCACCACGUCAUGCGUUUUCGCUCAAUCCCCGUCCAGCUCCACUUCGUCCACUACCACACACUUCACCUCGCCCGAUGUACGCUCCAUCUCGUCGAACCUCACCAGCCCCUCCUCCUCUGACUCCCCCGACCCCAACUCUAUCGCCAGCAGCGGCGGCCUCUCUGGAAGCGCUAUAGCCGGCCUCUGCGCCGUCGGUGGCUUCGUUCUCGUCUUUGUAAUCGCCGCCGUCUUGUUCUUCUGGAACCGCCGCGCCGACCGCACCAUGCGCACAGAGCUAGACGUGCAAGACCUCGUGCUAAGCAUGGCCUUCAGUGGCGAUGAAGAGGCCGCUAUGGUGAAGCAUGCGGGCGUGCUGCCUGGGGUAGUCGGGCCCUUGGGCAUCAUGGGCAGCUCAAUGAGAGCAGUCGACCCUGACGGAACGCUGCGAAUAACGCCACCACCGGCUGUAUAUAGAACGAAGAGUAUGGAGGAUUAUGGAGUGGGGCUGCAAAGGGAGCUGUGGGAUGUAAGCGAGCUGGGGGUACUGGACCGCAUGUAG